AUGGCUUUGACUUCGCUCGCAAAUAGGACCUUUUCUUUGCCAAGCAACGGCGAGGCUACGACGCUGCGAAGCCGCACACCUCAGAUACUCGGCCAAGCCAACGGUGGACCGGAGGUUAGUUUUACUUCCAGGGCCGCAUUCGUGACGACGGUUGGAGCUGCUGCUCUCAAUGGCGCCGCACUUGUCAUGAAACCAGUGAACAAAGACUUGCGGUCUUCAAUGAUCAGGGCCGCCGAAGCAGAAGCAGAGGCUGAAGCACCACCUCCGAAGCCAAAGAAGGUGCGGAUCACCGCAUUUGAUGCCAUUCGCUUCUUUCUGAUUGCCUACAUUGUGUGCGGGCAUUUCAUUUCCUUUGCGGCGCCUAGCCAAUUCGCGUUCAAGGCCAUCUCACAGAUCAACGUGGUGGUUGGCGCCUUCUUCGCAUUGAGUGGUUAUGUUGCAGCAUACACGACGACCGAAAAUGCUGAACGGGCUGCAAGUCCCAAGUUGUUGGGCACGCAGCGGGCUUGGAUGAACGGUGGCAAGGGGCAUACUACGUCACCAUUUCAAGAUGAAGCGCUAAGCCUGCUAAGUGAUAAGAUGCUGAAUCAAGCAAAGAGUCCCAUCGGCAAGCUGCAAGGCAUGGGCUGCUCACAAGCUUUGGCAUGCCAGUGCGACGACAAUGACAACGAUGAUGGGAAGGCAGCUACAAGUCACGCUCACCUUUUCUUGAGGUUUGAAAGUCCCGUGACCUGGCAGGAUACCUUUGCAAAAGCUUUUGCAAAGAGAAGCAAGACGAUGGCUUCCUUCCGAGUGUCAUCCUUCGAAGACCUGUCCACGUUAUCAGACGGUGGUAGUGAUGAAGCCAUGGAGUUUGUUCGCCAUUUCUACCAAGAGGCAGUCAUAAACGGCACUCGCCGGCAUGCUGCAGCCCAUGGUGGCCAUGGUGCAUACGAAUAUGACAUGAAGCUGGAGCAUUUGCAGGAGAUCGUUGCCAGACUUGGGUUCAAUGACUUGCAGGAAGGUGAGCUGAAGCGGUUGUACGAAUCCAUCCCGAAGAGUCCGGAAGGUUCUGUCACCAUGCAGGAAUUUGCUGCUGCUGUGGCAUAUGGUCCAGCAAGUCACAUACUGCAAUCGCUUGUGAAGAAGCUCCGGCUGGGCUGCGACUCUGGUUUCGUACCCCCCGUCGACUAUGACUUCAUGUCGUCGACCAGCGAGAAUUACGGGCAGAAUCACUCGACCUUCUAUGGGCCUUUUGCCAAAUUCCGUGAGCUGUGCGAUUACUCCUACCAUGUCAACUACACCAGAAGGCGCCAAGCCUGGCAGGAUGAGGCCAUCAAGGGUGUGAUUUCGAGAGCUGUGGAACAGCCAGCACCGUGGUUGGUCUAUACAUGUGGCCCCAUGGGUGUUGGCAAGGGCUAUACCCUGUCGUGGAUGUCUCAGAAUGGCUUUUUUCCUCUGGAGAACAUUGUCCACAUUGACCCUGAUGCUUUCAAAAUGAUGAUGCCUGAGUGGCCCGACUACGUGGCCCGUGAUCGGGACAAGGCUGGCACCCUUUGUCACCUGGAGUCCUCCUUCAUGGUCGAGAUUUCGCAAGCUGCGGCAAUGGAGAAGCAGCAGAACAUUUGGGUGGACGGCUCCUUGAGAGAUGCUGACUUUUACCAGAAGGCUUUUCGAAGAAUCCGUGAGACACACCCCAACUAUAGAAUCUCAAUCUUCUACAUCACAGCUUCCGAACAAACAAUCCGCCAGCGUAUACGACAUCGAGCUGAACAGACUGGAAGAGACGUGCCCGAACAUUUGAUCAAGGCAUCCCUGCAAGCUAUGGACAAAUCGCUGAAUACAUUGACUCCACUUUGCGACUUUGUGGCUCGAAUCAACAAUGAAGGCAAUGAGCCCACGUUGGUUGCCUUCGAAACUGUUGACACAAAAGGGAACUGGGGCGUUAUCAGUGAUCGAUUUGCUCGGACAUAUCACGACCCGGGCGAAUUUCCGCAGUCGUGUCCGACAUUGAGGCUGCUCCCUUUGCACGCGAACUUGACGGCAACCAUCCAGAGCCUCCAAUAUGUCGACACGCACAACGAGCUAUCACUGUGGUUGGACCUCGCAGCGACUUCCAAGUGUGAUGCCGGUAAGUUGUCGGAGAUUUUCGGCUCGACUCUGGUGUUACAGACCUCGCCCAGGUACGAGGUCAAUGGGACAUACGAAAGUAUUCUCUUGGUACCGAAAGAGGCUACGAGUGCAUUUUGGAUAUAUCCAUGCCAGGGUUCUCAAGUGAGCUACUCACGACGCUUGCAAAGUUGCGACGGCCUUUGGGAUCGGAACCUUCAACUUCUGGGUCAACUUCUGAUCUAUGGAGGCUUUGCAUACUGCAAGGGUGAUGAAGUCUGUCUGUUGCAUGUGGCUACGAGCGCCAGCAGUGACAUCUUAAUGCAGUUUGGCAGGCCAUUUUCAGUCAAAGUUGGAGCCCUUCCCAAGGAAAGGCUGCAGCAGGUUACGAGCCCAUACUUUGAGCAACAAGGCGCCAAGCAGUACUGCUGGCUUGGCCCGGGCGAAGACAUUGCAGGAGCAACUUUAAAUCAUGGAGCUUUUGCAUAUGUCAUGGACGAAGGCUUGGUCCUCAUACCAGAUCUCAUCGCGCCUGCGCCGAAGUGGAUUCUCCAGCGCGUCUUUGGCUACUUUCCACUCCACCUCCUGGUCCUUCUGCUGUUUUCGCCGGUUUUCCUGUACGCAGAUGUGACGUUCAACGGGUGGCCUACAGCCAUAUGGCACGGCUUCCUUUCAGCAGGAAUGCUGCAAGCAUGGUUUCCCAUGCACGCCGAGGUGUGGAAUGCUCCGACAUGGUUUCUGUCUGCUUUGACUUUUGCAAUGGCCCUGUUGCCUUUCGCUUUGCCCAUUCUGGCAAAGCAGAGCAAAGCCGAGCUUCGCCGCACCGGAUUGUUCAUCUUCUUAAUCGGCCUGUUGCCGAAGUUGGGCUACUGCUAUGAUCAUCAGGCUUGGGGAUUGCUUGAAGGAGCUAUGGCUCCGAAGGCUCUCCCAAAUCUAGCCAUGUUCAACAUGCAGCGCUUCAACCCGUUCUUCGCUGCCAUCGAGGUCUUGCUUGGAGCGGUUGCCUGCCGCCUUGUCAUGCUAGACGGUGCAGAGGGCGAGGAAAAGGCACCAAAGACCAGCAUCGCAAGCACGGGACUGCCACUGCUGGCGAUGCUCUCUAAAGGAUCAAGCUGGGGACUCGCUUUAAGCACCCGCUCCCUGAUGCACGAGAGCUACAAGCGAUGGGCUCCUCAAGUGGCCUGUGGUUUGGAAGAAGCCUGGCAGCCUCCCAGGGCACCACAGCUAGGCAGACCGACUGACAUCACACCCAGGUCACUGGAGGCUGUCGCACUGGCCGCCGCUGCAGACACCACAGCCCGGAUUCGGGCUGCAAGUACUUGCUCUACCCGAACUCCAAGUGGUGUGGGACGACGCUCCGUCUCCGCUGUGGAAGAUGUCUCGCCUGAGAAGACCAUUCGGUAUGGAACUCCCUUCGUUGCUGCCGUGCCAUUGACGCCUCUGUGGCACGUUCUGCCCUGCAUGAAGCAGGCCAGGAGUGACUCUGCAUCGCCCUCGCGGAGCCAGGGCCUUCGCAAAGAGCACGACGAGGCAGAAACACUGCGCCGGCAUAAAGAGGAUCUGCAGCUCGAGCUGGCAGAUUUGAGAAAGCGGCUCGGUCAGAUGCAAGACCUCUGCAGCGAGCUUCAAGAAGACAAUGCUCACCUGAAAAAGGCAUUGGCUGAACGCGAACAAGGCGAGGCCUCUUUGAGAACUGUCCUUCAAGAGGAAAGGCAAAGAAGCGAGGAGCUUGGCAGGACCAGCCAACAGGUCCGACAGGAAAUGGAGCAGCUCAGAAUCAAGUUCGGCGCUGAGUUCCAUCACGUGGAAGACCUUUGCAAACAACUCGAGAUGGACAAGCAGCAUUUGCAGAAGGCACUGCGACAGCGAGAGCAAGGUGAGAUAUCACUCCGUUCCUCAAUUGAAGAGGAGCAGCAUGCUCGGCGAGAUCUUGUGAAGGAAAGGGAGAGCUUGAAGCUCGAGCUCCGCAAAAUGCAGCAGCUCCAGCAAAAGGCCGUCGAGGCUGCGAGCCUCAUCAGUUCCAGACGGUCAUCUUCAGCGAUUUCAGGCUCUGGGAUGAUCGAAGUGGAUUUGACGGGCGAGCUUUCUGAGCAGGUCGCGGUGAUCGUUUUGCGAGCACUCGGUGUUCUACAACUGAGUGACCUCCUGACCAGAGCAGUGAUAUUUAUACCAUUGUUCCUGUAUUUCCUCAUGAGUGCACACCGGGCCAGCGUCGUACCCAACGUGACAGACGGCAUUGUCAAGGCGUUAUCGAGCAAACCACUGGUGACGCUGGGUAAUCUUGCAUUUCCUAUCUUCGUGGUUCACGGACCACUUGGGCAGGUCUUUUACAAGAAGGUCAUCGCCACCAAACUCUUUGGUGGCACAAUGAUGGCAUUGGUUGGUCCACAGUUCUUCUAUGCUUAUUUGGCCAUCGUUCUUAUGUCUGCCUGGGUUCUGCAAAAGACCUUCCUUUCCAACAAGCAGGUCGGAACACUGUCAAAAGACUGUGUGGACAAGGUCUCCCAGUGGUUCAAAUGA
Molecule: messenger RNA, 4608 nt
Organism: Symbiodinium sp. CCMP2592
Lineage: Eukaryota; Dinophyceae; Suessiales; Symbiodiniaceae
Source: the annotation of a GenBank genome assembly